Epithele typhae is the source of this 1266-nucleotide messenger RNA. RefSeq lists its product as uncharacterized. The transcript has 4 exons. The record is from RefSeq and is a predicted model, not a curated record. Bases 1 to 1266 code for a protein of 421 amino acids. Lineage: Eukaryota; Fungi; Basidiomycota; Agaricomycetes; Polyporales; Epitheliaceae.
AUGCAGCUUGCCGACGUCCAGGCGUCUCGCUUCUGGUCUGCGUACAGGAACCUCGUGGCGCCGCUGCGCAAUCCUACCGUUGCCGUGACUGCCGAGAGCCUCAAGGACGUUCUCCUUUCUCGAAUGAACCCUCCUCCUCCCGCACAACAAGACUUCACGAGCGGAGCUAGCUCAGAGCCGUUGCUUGGCCCGCGUCUACCCACACUGGAUGCCGCCCCCAGCAUAGUCGCUCCCCACUAUCUGUUUGCUCAGCCCUUUGUGGAGGAAGAGAUUGCGGGGCUCAAGGUACACCUCAGGGACCUUCACCACUCUGCGACAGGGACAGACGGCAUUAAAUACGAGGAUGUUGUUCGAAUGGACAACACGGCGGGUUCCGACGCCGACGAGCUGAACGGCCCCCAUAUCGGUGGCGGCAAGUGCGACGACCCGGAGAGCGAGCGAGCGAGCGAGCACAACAUGCCGAUGAAGCUGCCUCACCCUUCCAUAAAACCGAGAAGACGAGGCUCCAGCUCCGAGUACCACAAGCAGACGGACUACUGCGCAGCAUUAGCAGGGAUCAUGAGCUCAAAACCAGGACCUUUCGCGAUCUCGGGGCACGUCCUUAUGGAACCCGCGCAGCUCGCGCUCUUCUUCAGAACAAAGGCUGGGAUCAACUACUCGCUCGACUUCCCGAUCGACACGGAUACGCCGCUGAGAACCCUCCCGCUCAUCGCGACGCUCGACCUUGCGAACCACCCUAUCCUCGACGCCGUGCGCAACUUGCCCUUCCGAUUGCUUCCCGUAGGCCACUACCUCACCGUCGUGCAGUACAACCUCGAGAUCUGGCCGAAGGGGAAUGGGCUCGUCGUCCAGCCACCCCCGCCCGACAGCCGUGUCGCGACGAUCCUCGUCACGCUCCCCGUCAAGUCCCACGGCGGGUCGUUGCUCGUGUACAACACGGAAGGGCGCGAGGAGAAGUUUUACGGGCGCGGCGCCAAGGAUGCGGGCCUCGAGUGGACCGCGCCCAUCUUCUUGGAUGCGCUCUCCCCAGCACUCAACGCGUUGCGCAGGCGCAGGGUCGUAUGCUACCUCACUGCCGACUACGGCUUCAACGUCGUCGUGGAGUGGUUGGUGCCUAGCGUGUUAUACCACACGCUGAAGAUGCGCAAGUUCAGGCCAGAGCUGCGCCGGACCGCGGGUGGGUAUAUCCGGCCCAUGGACCAGAGCACCCACACCCGCUGCCCCCUUCACCACCCAUUCACUCCAUUUCGUUCUCAUGAUGGCUAG